Molecule: messenger RNA, 558 nt
Organism: Ostrea edulis (European flat oyster)
Lineage: Eukaryota; Metazoa; Mollusca; Bivalvia; Ostreida; Ostreidae
Exons: 2
Coding region: 43-465 (140 amino acids)
Source: RefSeq, a predicted model, not a curated record
ACUAGAAAUACACAGUCAACAGAACAUUUGCAUAAAGUCAGAAUGGGAAAAUUUCUGAUCUGCAUGACAGUAGCACUGUGCAUAUUUCCAUCGGAAAUUAUUGCAAGGAAUGCUGGGAAAAUUCUAAGUUCAAAUGGGAACCGAUUGUCUUCAAUUCUGGUUAAACGAAACAAUCAGCAAUGUGAAAACGUACAGGAGUACCACGAUACAGGAUACAACAUUAAUCUUGCCAGUCUAUGUCCGUGGGAAAAUAAGCUGAAAAGUGAACGGGGACAGUUUUAUUAUGAAGCGGAAUGUCAAUGUGACCGACCAAGCGCCAGUUACGUCACCAACGACAACAUCCGGUGUGAAGAGGCUUAUAAAUCUCUUAAAUUUGAAAAAGUAAUCUGCUCAAGUAAUGGAUGUAGAAUAGGUUUUGUGGAAAAAAGAGUCCCAGUUGCAUGUGUAGCGAUUUACUCAGGCUAACCACCAGUUCUAUAUCUGUUCAUGGUAGAGUGACUCCUACUAUUUGUUAUGCAUUUGCCGUUGUCUUUCAUUUUUUUGUCUGUUGAUUUCAAG